Molecule: messenger RNA, 2400 nt
Organism: Colletotrichum phormii
Lineage: Eukaryota; Fungi; Ascomycota; Sordariomycetes; Glomerellales; Glomerellaceae
Product: cytochrome P450
Exons: 4
Coding region: 1-2202 (733 amino acids)
Molecular function (GO): monooxygenase activity; heme binding; oxidoreductase activity, acting on paired donors, with incorporation or reduction of molecular oxygen
Source: RefSeq, a predicted model, not a curated record
AUGUCUCUCCCCAGCUUGGAGAAGGCGUUUGCUGCCGUGGCAGCUGACUUUGAUGGCAAGCUUGACAUCUUUGUAGCUUGCGCCGGUGUGAACAAGAACGUUCAGUUCCUCGACACCGAAGAGGCAGACUUUGACAGGCUCUAUGGUGUCAACUGCAAGGGACUCUACUUCUCGGCAAAGAUGGCUGCUAAAGCCAUGAUCGCCAAUGGCACCAAAUGCGGAAGCAUAAUCUUCGUUGCGAGUAUCGCAUCGUACAUUGCCAUUCGCUCCCAACGAUCUACGGCGUAUUGCGGUACAAAGGGCGCCGUUCGAGCAAUGGUCGCUCCGAUAGCUGCCGAGCUCAACAAGUAUGGAAUUCGGGUCAACUCCAUCUCGCCUGGCUAUGUGCGGACGGAAAUGACGGCUCCCUUCCCUGAUCUUCUCGAGGGGUGGAAGGAUGAGAUCAUGAACGGCAGAGUAGCAGAGCCUGAUGAUAUCAAGGGAGCCUGCGUUUUCUUGGCGAGUGAUGCCAGCAAAUACUGCCAGGGAAGCGAUAUCUUGGUUGAUGGCGGAGUGACCAAAUGUUCAAUCAGUGCAGCUGCAUGCUUAUCUUUCGCAGCGUCACAUGCCGUUCGCAUACAUGUCAUCUCUCCGCCAUUUAUCAUUGAUAUUCAGGUUUCUAGACUUGACCGCAACUUCGAGAAUAUGGGCCUUUUUGCCGACCUAUUGGCGAUUCUCGCCAAAGAAUCGUUCAAACUCCCACUAGUUGCUCCAUUGGCUACGCUUUGCACCUACUUCUUCUUUAACGUCUUCCUCCACCCACUCCGCAAAGUCCCGGGUCCUUGGAAAGCGACAUUAUCACCAUUAUGGCUGUGGUACCACUCAUAUGCAGGGGAUGAAACGACCUCGGUCGAAGCUCUGCACAAGAUUUACGGCCCAGUCGUCCGGAUUGGCCCCAACGACAUUGAUAUUAGCGACGGCGCGGCUCUUGCGCCCAUUUACUCCGAGAAGGGCGGAUUUCUGAAAACACCAUGCUACAGCAAUUUCGACUUUGACGGCCACCCGACAAUAUUUUCGGCUCUAGAUCCUGCACACAGGGCUGUCAGAUCAAAAGCUGUAGUCAGCAUGUUCAGUCCAGCCUCCAUACGAAAGGAAGGCGAUCAGAUACUGAGAUCCUGUGUCGAUAGGCUGAUGGAACACAUCAGACAGGAAGCAGCAUCAGGCAAGCCCGUCAAUAUGCUGAAUAUGGGUAGAUGCCUAGCCCUUGAUGCAGUAACGGAGUAUCUCCUCGGCAAGACAUAUGGAGGAAUUUCUGAGCUUGAAGCCAGCAGGAGCGCCAACGACUCCAGCAAGCUGUCGGCCAGCGAGUUCGUAGACACUUUUGUAGCAGUCGGGCGGUUCUUCUUGCUUCCAAAUUGGAUCUUCCACGCCUUCGAGUGGGCUCUCCCAAAGCUGUUCCCGGAUCAGAAAGUUGAUGAGUCAAUGGAUCUCGUCACAAGUUUCUGUAACCAGGUGGUUGCUGAGGCCGAUCCUGAGAAGGAUCAAACAUAUCAGGCUCGGUUACUACGAGCUGGCAUCAGCAAAGCAGAAGCUGCUAUUCAGUGCAUGGAUCUGAUGUUUGCCGGCACAGAUAGCACUGGUAUGAACUUUGGUGCCAUCUGUUGGCAUUUAGCACAAUCACCCUCGACAUAUCAAAAGCUCAAAGAAGAGCUUGCAUCACCAGAGACAGCGCAAGCUGAUCCGCAGACACUUCCCUACCUGCGUGGAGUAGUGCGUGAGGGACUCCGAAUGUCCAUGGCAAAUCCUACACGUCUCCCACGUGUUGUACCGCCCACCGGAUUUUCAUUUGCAACCAAGAUGCCAUCCGGAGAGACCAAGAAUUUUGAGUUCCCGGGCGGAACUUGGAUUGGAUGUGCACCUUUCAGCUUGCAUUUCAACGACGCUGUCUUCCCAAACCCGCAAGAAUUCCAGCCGGAGCGGUGGCUUGACCCUAGCGAGGAAAUGUUACGCGACGCUAUUCCCUUUGGACUUGGACCACGGCAGUGUAUUGCUCGUAACCUUGCUUCGAGUGAGCUCUUUUGGGCGGUCAGGGCCCUGGGUACUUCUGGAGUGCUGGACGGUGCCAAGCCGACGGGGUUAAUGAAGGAUGGGAUCAUUGUGGAUGAGUGGUUCAAUUCCAAAGUUCCCGGGCAUGCUAUUGAGCUAAUCUGGGAAUCGCCGUAAUAUAUACUGGUAUGAGCGAAGUCAUCAUUGCAAGUGUUAAACUUAGCCGAACGCAAAUCGAGUUUCUAUCGCUUCCCUAACUGGUCUGGCACUGAGCGGCCUGUAGCUAGGUUCAGAAUACUUACUCCACAGCCAUACCCCCUUUGACGCAAGGCGUCGUGCUAAUCGGCCGCAGGACCCUUAGUCGGACUUUAAGAC